ACGACUUGGAGUCAAUUUAUAAAAUAUAAGUCAUUCAUCACCAAGUAUUGACCAAGCCCUCUCCGGGGCAUUCUGAUGUACCCAGCUCUCUCGUCGUCGGAGGCAGCAAUGGAUUCCGACGGCGAUGAGCACGAGACGAUGCAGAGCGCCCGGUGCCGCCUCAGCUCGUCGCUGGGCGAUGAGUGGUGCGAGCAGAGAUCCUCCGCCUUGGAGUACGAGCGCUCCGCCGAGGAUGAUGGCGAGUUGUACGAGCGCUCGGAAGAGGUGUUCAUCGCGGUAACCGGGGACGUCUACGACGGGAUGGGCACCUUGCUGUGGGUGAUGAGGAACCUGGCCAAUUGUGGAUCCAGGGUCGUCAUAGCUCAUGUCCACAGCCCCACACGAGCGAUCCACAAAUUGCGGGCAAAAGCGGAUCAUGCCAGCAUGAGACCAGAAGAGGUCCACAGGUAUAGAAACUUGGUUCGGGAAAGAGCAGAGAAGAACAUGGAUGAAUAUGUCCUGACGGCGAAACGCGCAAGGAGAGGUCUGAAGAUUGAUAAAGUGAUGAUUGAGAUGGACGAUGUUGCAGACGGACUAGUGAAACUUAUUGCUCUUUACGGUAUCACCAAGCUUGUCAUGGGAGCAGCUGCCGACCAACACUACUCAAAGGAAAUGAAAACACCAAAGUCCAAGACAGCACUCAAGCUGAUGGAGACAGUAGCUCCAUUAUGCAAGAUAUGGUUCACCUGUAAUGGGAAUCUGAUAUGUACCAGGGAAAUGAAUGGAAACUUUCCUGCAAUGUCUCGGUCACCUGUACAAAGCAACACAACACCACCUUCAGUGUGCAGCAUUUCGAGCCAAAUGAGAUCAAUGGCACUGAAGAAUGAAGCAAACUCAAAAGGAUAUAAUUCAGGCUCAAUGUUUGAAUCGGCAAAGACUGACUGGGAUCUUUUUUUCAGGCCUGAUUGUGAUAGGGAAGAAGAAGAACAAAUUUUAGAUGAACAACCAUAUGUAAAACAUCAGGAGGUGUACACCAAAGCUAAUCUGUGUAAGGAAGAAACGAAUGAGGAAUCUAACAAACGGCGCAAAGCCGAACUGGAUCUACUUUCAGCGCUACAAAGAGUUAAAGAUUCAGAAGAUUCAUAUCUUCAUGAGGCGAGCCAGCGGAAAGAAAUUGAAAAAACACUAGCAAAACAGAGGCUGGAGAUUGACGAAAUGAAAAGACGACGAUAUGCAUUACAUGAUGAACUACAGGAUUCAAAGAAGCAGAGGCUCAUGCUGGAACAGCAUAUAACUCAAAUUGAGUUUGCUGCAAAAGAUUAUGUAAAAGAGAUCACUGACUUUUUUACAGAAGAAUCAUGCUUGGAAACUAAGAAACGCCGAAAACUCGAAACAGAUCUGCUGUUCGCACUUCAAAGAGCAAGAAAGAUGGAGACUUUGUACCAAAACGAGAAAGGUCAGCGGGUGGACAAUGAUGAGAAGAUUACGAGACAAAGGAUGGAGAUUGAAGAAACAAAGAGACAGCGUGAUGAACUAUAUUAUGAGCUAAAAGAUUUGAAGGAGCAGAGGGUCAAGCUAAAACCAAAUGAUGUGUCUGAAGAAAGUAACAGAAGAAGAAGCGCUGAAAGUGAUCUGCUCUCAGCUCUUCAAAAGUUUAAAGACCUGGAGCGCUUGUGUCUGCUUGAGGUGAGAAAGCGGGAAGCAAUGGAGGAGGCACUUGCAAUCCAGAAGGAGGAAAUUCAGGAAACAAAAGGACAGCUAGAAGAUAAACAUGACAAACAUAUGUCUGGGAUCAAGUCGACCAUCAAAGUUUAUGAAGAAAAGCUUGAAAAGAGCAAACAAUUUAUCCAAGAACUUCAAGCAAAUUAUGACAAGUUACUAGAUGAGAGAGAUACUGCAGUAACAGUGGCUGAAGAACAGCGCCAAAGGAACAAGCAUGGAGCCUCAGUCACUGCCAAAGCCCUGAAUAUUGACUUCUCAUUAUAUGAGCUGCAGCAAGCAACCAAAGGCUUUGAUACAACACUCAAGAUUAGCGAAAGUGGAAUUGGAAGUGUCUAUAAGGGCUUCCUCCGAAACACGAAUGUAGCUGUUAAGUUUCUUCAUCCUGAAAAUCUACAAGGACAACAAGAAUUCCAUGAAGAGGUUGCUUUUCUCAAUACAGUGAGGCAUCCUAACGUCAUGCUGUUGAUAGGAGCAUGCCAAGAGGCUUUAGGCCUGGUGUAUGAGUUCCUCCCAAAUGGGAGCCUUGAGGACCGUCUCUUGUGCAGGAAAAACAUGCCGCCAUUGACAUGGCAAGUGCGCACCAGGAUCAUUGGGGAGAUAUGCUCGUCUGUGUCGUUCAUUCACUCCCACAAGCCUCACCCCAUUGUUCACGGUGAUCUAAAGCCGGACAACAUUCUUCUUGAUGCUAAUUUUGUAAGCAAGUUGAGAAUCUACCGGCUUCUAAAAAAUUUCAAGACCACAAAGAACACUAAAGGAACCUCUUCCGACAUGGAUACCAAGUUCUUGUCCACCGGGGAACUCACCCCAGAUUUUGAUGUGUACUCCUUUGGCAUUAUCAUCCUACGCCUACUCACAGGAAGAUCACCGCAAAAUAUCACUGAGACAGUACAAGAAGCGAUCGAGAAGGGGCACCUGCAUUCCAUUGUGGAUGCUUCAGCAGGGAGCUGGCCGUUCCUGCAAGCCAGCCAGCUUGCACAUCUUGGGCUGAGAUGCGCCAACUUGAGCGGGAAGCGCCGGCCAGAUCUGGUGGGGGAAGUGUGGGGAGUGAUUGAGCCAUUGAUGAAGGCAGCUUCUCUGAACGCUGGGCGGCCAUCCUUUGCAGCUUCAUCAGAUGACACACACACGCCAGCUAGCUUUAUAUGUGCAAUCCUUCAGGAGGUGAUGAGCGACCCCCACAUUGCAGCAGAUGGGUUCACGUACGAAGCCGAAGCUAUCAGAGGUUGGCUCGACAGUGGGCACAACACCUCGCCGAUGACGAACCUGAAACUAGAGCACUGCAAGCUCACCCCGAAUAGGGCACUCCGUGCGGCAAUUCUCGAGUGGCAACAGCAACAGCAACAGCACGGGAGAUGAGGAUCUGUCACGAACUGCAUCCAGGUCAUGAAUAGAUCCUUCUCAGUCUCAACUUAUUAAUGUGAAGUUGUGAACAGAUACUUGGAUUGGAUCCUAUACUAUCAUACUUUGUGUUCUCAAAAUUUCUGCUGUUCGUAUUUUUGCUUAUUAAUGUGAGAAACCCAUCUAAAA
Molecule: messenger RNA, 3225 nt
Organism: Lolium perenne
Lineage: Eukaryota; Viridiplantae; Streptophyta; Magnoliopsida; Poales; Poaceae
Product: U-box domain-containing protein 33
Biological process (GO): protein phosphorylation; protein ubiquitination
Molecular function (GO): ATP binding; ubiquitin-protein transferase activity; protein kinase activity
Source: RefSeq, a predicted model, not a curated record